Molecule: messenger RNA, 465 nt
Organism: Kwoniella botswanensis
Lineage: Eukaryota; Fungi; Basidiomycota; Tremellomycetes; Tremellales; Cryptococcaceae
Exons: 1
Coding region: 1-465 (154 amino acids)
Source: RefSeq, a predicted model, not a curated record
AUGAGUUUGGAUAUUCAUUUCAUGCUGGGAGGAACUGGCCUCAAGUUUUUAUCAUUCCUUGUAGAGGGGGGCAGUAUGGGUGGCGAUCAUCCUCCAUAUGACCAUUUUCCUAAACAGAACAAGACGAUGGCGAGGAUUCACCAUUAUCGACAGGUGUUCAGAGACAGCGCGGAACCCAAGUGUAUCGAAUGUAAAGGAUUGUUCAGGAACGAAGUGGCUUUAUCCAUAUUCGAUCAAACCAUGAAGCAAACUUCCCAAUUAUUGAAUGAUCAUCCUGAACUGUCGGAGGAUUGUAAGCGGGAGAUUAUGAGGGAUACUAUUGAGAGGUUCGGUGAAAAUUGGUCAAGGGAGAUUGGAUGGUUCGAUAAACACGAUGAGAAUUUGGUAUACAAAGAUAAGUGGAACUUGGAUUUGAAGAGGGAAUUGGAAUCUCAAUUGAAAUCCGAUCUGUCAUACAUCUACUAA